UUUAUCCCUCGUGUAUUUCCGGGAGCACUCGGGUGCACUCGGGCCGGCCCGGCGCGGAGGGGCAGAGCUCCGUUGCUGCUCGUGCGCCAGACGGUCGCUCCUCAUUACCGCAGAGCCUGACGACACCUGAGAGUCGGCGAGAGCACCGAGUACACAGAACCCCCAUCGCCCCCCCACUGUGAGGAAUGAGGAACCAUUAGAAGCUCUGGUCCGGCUGAGAGGAGCUUAAAGUUGAUCGUGCACUUUCCCCAGGAGCGCGCCUCUCGUUCCCGACCCCAAUCCACGCAGACGUGCUCUUGAAUAACCAUCCGCUCAGAGGCAUCAUGGCAACGGGCGGAUUCAAACCCAACGCCCAGACGGACUUCCUGGAGGAAUGGAAAGCCAAACGCGAGAAGAUGCGUCUGAAGAUGCUGGGGGACAUCGCCGCGGCAACCGGCGCUAGCGCGGGUCACCCGGGUUCAGGUACCCCGGGCGCAGGUACCCCCGCAGCCCCCCUCGGCACAAGCCACAGCAACAAAAGCACCCCAAACAUGGAGCUCAAUAACAAUGGGAACGUGGAGCGCGGUGGGGGGUCCGCCGGGAACAUCGCGUCCGCGGCUCUGUGCCAACCCAUAGCGCGGUCCAUGUCGUCCCCGGCCCUGAAGAAACCCGAGGCGGAACCCCAUCCCGGGCCGGCCCCGCCAGGGGGUAACCUGAAGAAGCAGUCGGAUCAGAAGGCUCCUCCUCCUCCGUGCCCGUCGGGAGUCGAGCCCACGGCGGAGGUGGAGGAGGUGGACGGGGACACGUCCAGUCCGUCCCCCGGCAAGGGGAAGGACAAGAAGUGCGCGGGGCCCAGCGCCAGAAAAGGCAAGGGACAGAUAGAGAAGAGGAAGUUGCGGGAGAAGCGGCGAUCAACAGGUGUUGUCAGUAUACCGUCCAACGAGAGUCUGGAUGAGCUGGAGGAUGACGACGGGGGUGACCGGGAGAGGAAGAUGGAGCAGCAGCUGGUCCAGGCCAACACGGUGCAGAACGAGGCCAUGACCCCCAGCCCGGGAUCCCCAGAGUCCCCUGGCCCCCCUGGUCACCUGUCCCAGGAGACUCCGCGGUCGGGGGGCGUUCGCCACAAAAGCCCGUCUGCUGGUGGUUCGGCGGAGGAGGACAUGGGAGGAAGCCCCAGACAACUAGCGCCUCGCCAGCCCAGAGAACCCCACACCUCAGGGAGCCUUGAGAGGAGGUUGGAGGAGCUGGAGAAGGAGCUUCUCCGGGAGCGCCAGGAGAACAACAGGCUGCUGAAGGACAACGAGGAGAACCAAGACCUCAUCGGCAAACUGAAGGAGGAGAUUGACCUGUUGAACAGAGUAAGGGCGACAAUCGAGGAUGAGAACGACCAGCUGAAGCAGGAGAACAAGACGCUGCUGAAGGUGGUGGGUCAGCUGACCAGGUAGAAGCCACCGUUCGGCCAGGUGGGAGGAGGAGGAGGAGGAGACGAAGGAGGAGAACCGAAGAACCAAGGCCCCGGCUUCCCCCCACCUUGGGCAGAAAACAUCUCACCCAGCCCUCUGUCCACCCCUCCACGACAGGCCCUGCUUCAGCAGGCCACUAGAACGGACCAGAAGAUCUCUCAGCCACAAAGUCUGGGUGGCGUUCUCCAUUUCAGAAAUUAAAGGAAGAGAACUGGAGGCGAAAAGGGUUCUUGAGGUUUUUCCGGUGGUGGGGGUUUUCCUGUUUCGCUGGAGAGGAUCUUCCAGAAUGGAAUAUUUAAUGUAGAUUGUGUUGUGUUUUCUCUUGAAUAAAAGCUUAUAAAGUAUAGAAGAAGUCAAAUGAAUGUAGGACAAGUGUAGGUGUACUGCACCUUUCAGAGUUGUUCAGGCUAAAGCGAAACAUAUUCAAUCCUUUUUAGUCCACUUUGCUGUAAAACGUUUUAAAGGUAAACCAAUUCUAACAUUUUAUAUAGCCUCAUGAGUUAUGUGCUUUACAAACAAACGUGAUUUGAUUUAUCCAGGUGGACACAUUCUAAUGUGUUAGACAGGUAGCCUAGCGUUAUACAGGUUAACCUAUUCUAACUGGUUAGAUAUGAAACGGCUAGCCAGUUUAUGUUUUGUAACUGGUUAGCCAGCAAAGCGAUUCUAACCUGGGUUAGCAAUCCUAGCGAGGCUGACAGUAAACCGAGACCUAGUGCUCAACCAGGGAGGCUCUAUAGAGGAAUCAUUAAAAAAUGCUCUCUUGGCCUUAAAGACCUGGAUUAUAUCCUGGAUCAGUACCAUUGGAUCGAGCCCAUGGUACAAACCAUGGUAUAAACGAAGACCCAGAUCACUGGGUCUUCGAUCCCACAAAGUGCGCUAUAAAGACUUUUUAAUUAAAUUAUUUUCAUAAAGAAUGAUUCAGUGGCAGAUUAAUUUCAUGCCCCCUAGCAUCCAGUAAAAUGUUUAGCAACACUUUCAUUCGCAGUAGGAAAUUAAAGGUGAAAUGUGAAGGAUUUAGUGGCCUCUAGUGGUGAGGUUGAAUACAACUAAAUAUUCUUCGAAUUAAUUUGGUUAAGGUCCAAUCCCGUUACACCAAGUCUGUACUGCUUGCGACUAAAUUCAACACACUUCACCUUUCAAGGAAAUAAGCUUUGGAAACUUUGUAUAGUGCAACUAUCACAAAUAUCAUACUUUCAAUGAUAAAUCGGUUUCAAUGUGACUAUUUGGCUGGAAAGAUAUUCCAUUUUGUUUAUUCUGUCUCUAUUGCCUUGUUGUACAUUCUAUGUGGACAUUUCUUGGAAAAAAAGUCCUUUUGUAAUUCCAGAGUUUACAUGUGUUCAUUUUCUUAUCUUUAUUGGCGUUGACGCCAGGUGUUCUGAAUCACACCUGUGCCUUGUUGAACUCAAACCAAAUCAACCGAAGGGAAUGUGGCAUUCCAAGGAAGUACUAUUUGGACAAAGAAACUGCAUUUCUAUGUUUUUUUUUGUUGAGAACUUGCUAUGCUGGGAAAGCUAAGCCUCGCCCCCCUCUCCAGCUCCCCUCUAUCUGUAUAUAGAUCAGUACAUUCCUCUGAGAGGCGCUCUGUGAUUGGCCUUCGAGUCCAUGUCUCUCGGCGCGUGCCCUGGACAGACCCAGUGAGUGGCAAAAAGACUAACAUCUCUCCAUUUUAUGAUUUUAGACGCUCAAUUGACCACCGCUGUCAUAUCAUCCACCCUUCCGCACAUACACGCACCUCGCACAGACGUUUUGCACUUAAACGCUCACACACACAAUCACUCACACAGACAGACACAGACAUGAAGCAUCACACAGAGGACCACAUGGAAACGCACACUUGAACACACGCCAAUGCAUGCGCAUAAAAAUCUUAACACAUUCCUCCCACAUUGGAACAUAUAUACCCACGCACACAUACUCUUAAACGGGCAUGCAGUCUCAAACACACACAAUCACACACGUCCAUAAAAUCCACUUCCACCACAGACGGCCGACUCCUCUCUCCCUCCCCGUUGUGCGUGUGCAGCAGAUGAAGUGGUUUAAUAAAGGUCUGAUUAUCUCCCCCUG
Molecule: messenger RNA, 3506 nt
Organism: Gadus macrocephalus (Pacific cod)
Lineage: Eukaryota; Metazoa; Chordata; Actinopteri; Gadiformes; Gadidae
Gene: pawr
Product: PRKC, apoptosis, WT1, regulator
Biological process (GO): apoptotic process; positive regulation of apoptotic process
Cellular component (GO): cytoplasm
Source: RefSeq, a predicted model, not a curated record